Molecule: messenger RNA, 738 nt
Organism: Musca domestica (house fly)
Lineage: Eukaryota; Metazoa; Arthropoda; Insecta; Diptera; Muscidae
Exons: 3
Coding region: 193-738 (181 amino acids)
Source: RefSeq, a predicted model, not a curated record
UAGAAUCAAUCUCCUUUGCAUUAUCUCUUUUAUUUUUAUUUGUUUUAGAAUAAACUAUUUUAUGCGCUCAAUUAGUAAUCACUGAAGCAUAUUUUUUUGUGUGCGGAACUACUCUCAAUUGUUGGCGUAUGUUAAUUAAAAACUAUUUUCAAUGCACAUGAAUAUUGAAUAGCCGCAUAAUUUUCAAACAUAAUGCAGUGUUUACGGAAAUAUUAUUUUUUGAUGGUCUUGCUGCUUUUCCUUAAAUUGUCGAAACAGGGCAACCUCUUUGUCAGCAUCAAAUCGUAUCGCGACGAACUGCGGGGGAAUGCAAUCAAAUUUGACAACUUAAGUUUAAUUAAUGGCACCAUAAAAGGUUGCUUUUUGUUCGCCCAGAAAAUGGAAAAAUUCCGUUUCGGUGUAAUGGCCAAGGCCCAACAGGGCGUGGCUAAACCCUGGCUAUUGUUCAAUGUUACAUUAUCGGGCUGUAACCUAUUGGGAAGUGGCAAGAAACCACCCAUACUUAUUGUCGAUAUGGUUCUGAAGGCCAUUAAGCAGACAAAUCCACGCAUGCCGGAUCGUUGUCCCAUCAAAAAGAAUUUCUAUUAUUGUUUUGAUAAAAUCAAUUUGGGAGCAACACAAUUCUACAGGAAUUUCCCCCAAAUGAAGGCCAUGGUGGUAACGGUAUUUAUGUAUAAAAAUAUGCCCAUUUAUACUGGGUACACGGAUGUGGAUAUUGCCAAAAGGGAGGGGAAAUAG